AUGUGGAUAGCGAACUGUUUGGCUUGAUUAUAUCCUGAUGCGCCUGUAAAAAAUGGUGGUGUUUACAUGCAAUGCCUGUGGAGACUCGCUGAAGAAGAACCAAGUGGAGAGUCACUAUCUGGGGAAGUGUCGUCGCUGUGAAGUUGUGUCCUGCGUUGACUGUGGAAAGGACUUCUGGGGCAAUGACUACCAGAGCCACAUCAAGUGUAUAAGUGAGGAAGAGAAAUACUCUGGUAAAAACUACAAACCUAAGGCCAAUGCCAAUAAAGGGGACGCAAAGCAGGAACUUUGGCUACAGCAAGUUCAAGAUGCAAUAGACAAAUGUAGCGCCAAUGCCCAGUUAAAAGGCUUAUUAGAGAGGAUGAAAGAUUAUCCAAACAUUCCCAGAAAAAGAGCAAAGUUUGAGAAUUUUGUUGGUAACAGUUUAAACACAAGAAACAAUUACCUGAUAAAUCAGGCGUGGGAUUUGUUAAUGGAAAAUACAGCAAAGAAUAAACCGCCAGAAAAGAAAUCUGUUGAAAAUGGUCAAGCAAACGGAAUGAGCCAAUCAGCGACAGAGAAAAGUGAUGAAAAUUCUAAACCGACGACGGAGGAAGAACAAUGUGAGGAAAGAAAACUAAGUAAAAGAGAGAAAAAGGAAGAAAGGAGUAAAAAACAUAACAAAAAGGAGAAAAAAGACAGACAUGAGCAAAGUGAAAAUGUAGACUGUGAAAAAAGUAAAAAGAAAAAGAGCAAGAAACGAAAGAGAGAAGAAGAGGAGGAGGAGGAAUGUAAUGAAGAAGAGCAGCCUACAAAGAUUAAGAAGAAGAAGAGGAGUAAGAAAGAAAAUGCAGAUGAAUCUAUAUCUGCAAACCCUAAUAUAGAGGAGGAGGAAGAUACAGAGGAGAGUCCUGCCAAGAGAGGGACCAAAUUUGAUUGGGUGGAGGUGAUCACUUCACUACUACAGAGUAAAGGCGAGAUAACUUUGAAAAAGCUCCGUAAAAAGGUACUUGCAGAAUAUUUGUCACAAGGAGGACGAGCCAUGACAGAGGAAAAGCUGGGCGCCACAUUUACCAAAAAAGUGACCAAAAACCCCACAUUUGUAGUGCACAAGGAACGGGUGAAAUUACGGGACAGAAAAUAAUAAUUGCAAUAUUUCUAUUUAAUGUAAAGCUUGGCAAGAUGACAGCUGACCAGAAACUUUUUUUUUUUUUAUCUAAAAUUCACCUUAAUUUGGUUUUACCAUUUCAGAAUGAACUUAACUGCCAUGUCAGUUCAAAUAGAUGAUACAUGUCUUGUCAAUAAUACAUUUUAUUUGUACACAGAAAGAUACUAUUGAUAAUAAAUAUAUUUUAUCUCUACA
Messenger RNA from Mizuhopecten yessoensis (Yesso scallop), 1342 nucleotides. RefSeq names its product cell growth-regulating nucleolar protein-like. Lineage: Eukaryota; Metazoa; Mollusca; Bivalvia; Pectinida; Pectinidae. Gene Ontology annotation, biological process: negative regulation of transcription by RNA polymerase II; rRNA processing. Gene Ontology annotation, molecular function: DNA binding. Gene Ontology annotation, cellular component: nucleolus. The record is from RefSeq and is a predicted model, not a curated record. The coding region runs from base 53 to 1123 and encodes 356 amino acids. The transcript has 8 exons.